Sordaria macrospora k-hell is the source of this 915-nucleotide messenger RNA. The record is from RefSeq and is a predicted model, not a curated record. Lineage: Eukaryota; Fungi; Ascomycota; Sordariomycetes; Sordariales; Sordariaceae.
AUGGCGUCAAUGAAACAGGAUAAUCUCUUUAGUAGUAGUAGUAAUUACUACGGCGAGGACGUCGCUUCUUCCUCUUCCCCUAGAAUGGAGGCCGUCGACAUCCUCGCCAGCUGCUACCUCGUCCCUUCGACGGGACUUCCAUCGCCGCCAUCAAGCCCCCCCCUCGCGGCCCUCGACACGUCGACCAACCAGCUGGCCGUGACUGCCAAGGCGAACAAGUCAUCUGCUGGAAACAACAGACGUGCCACGGGUACUAACCGGUCGCCACGAGGGGGGGCAACACUACGCAUCAGGGAAGAAUGUGAGAGGUUCUUUUGCGAGACAUUGCGCGCCGUGCUUCUAGGUGAGAAGAACUCGGCGAUGCAGGGCUCGGGCCUGGCUAGUGUUUACAAUGACAACCACCAUCAUUCCGUCAACAACAACAACGGCAAUCACACUCCUUUGCCAACUCCGCCAUACGACGACUGUCCAAUCGGGGAUGAACACCUGAUGAGUCGUCACGGUUUCGUCGAUGCUCGCAGUGUUGUCGCCGGAAACGGAUCGCAGCAACACUCGCGCGUCGACUCCUGGAUCGAGCUAUGGGAUUACGUCGGCGGCACCAGCUUCCGCGGCGUCGUCGCUGAGGAUAUGGAAACUGGGGAGAAGACGUUGAUGAUCUUUUUCGACGGGCAGAGUGUGGAGGGAAGGGAUUUGAAGAAGGCUCUCGUAGCCCUCAUCGAACUCGCCGACGGUCCCCUCGCCUGCUCCCACAUGGUCAUCUGCCUCGACCGCACCAUCUCCGACGAGGAAGCAGUGCCCUUGAUGAAGGGACUGCAGUGGGCUGGCUUUUCCAUGACCACUUUCGACUUUUGGUCCGGUGGAAAGAUUUGUGACGUGACAAGUGGGAGGUGGUUGUUUAUGGGGAUGGAGAUGUGA